AAUUUAUAUGACCUAGGUGGCUACUACAACAAGGACGAGGGUCUACUGGAGUACGAGCUGUCGGCCAUACCUAAGUCGGGCGCCCAUACGUCCAAAUACUUCUCGAUGGCCUACUCGGAGGACUCGCUAAUGGGGGACGACUUGGUCACCGACUGUUACGUCACCUCCGAUGGCAAAGUGAAAGUGGGCUCCAGUUAUAACCUUGGUCAGUCCAAUGAGAUCAAUGACGAGUUCAAAAACUCCUUACACUCCAUACAAAACUACUACUCCAACGGUGUGGUGGUGUGCCGGUGGAGGUCCCAUAGGAACAGGAGUUUAGAGGGACGACACUUUGACCUUAAGCGCAAUUAUCAUAUAUUACUGGCGAUGGGAGACCUGGCUGAUGAUAAGGGCACCAAACAGUACCACGAGUGGAAACUGGCCAGUCAUACGCCGGUUAAUAUGGCGCAGGUGGGCGCGAUUAGUGUGUCCGACCCACUGUACCUGGUUAGGAUUCAUGGUUCAUUUAUGGUGAUCGCGUGGGUGGGCACAGUCAGCCUGGCCAUAGUGUUUGCCCGGUAUUACAAACAGACCUGGGUACCUAGCACUUUAUGCGGUGUUAAAAUAUGGUUUGCCUUUCACCGUGGUCUAAUGGUCACCAGUGUCACUCUCAUGAUAAUCGCUCAGAUCUGCAUUUUCUACUACAUCGGCGAGUAUAGGAUAGGUUGGCACCAGAUUUUCGGAACCCUGGCCUUCACGCUGGCGCUACUCAACCCUAUCGGCGCUCUCUUGAGACCACAUCCCGACGCCCCUAACCGAUGGCUAUUCAAUUGGGGCCAUUGGUUUCUGGGCAACCUGGCUCAUAUUGCCGCCAUUGUAGCCAUUUUCCUAUCCACUAAGCUGCCACUGGCCGACUUACCAAGACAAUUUUUGUGGACAGUCAUCACGUUUGUCGUGUUCAAUGUGGUCGUACACCUCAUACUCCAGUUCCAGACGUUUUGCGCCCAAAACAGAAAAACGCACGACAUUGCGAUGCAAGACAUGUCCGGAUCACAUGACGACCACAACAUGGGGGCCGACACUCCGGGCACUGGUUUCCGACGAUCGGGUUCGCCAAAGACCCGGAUCACUAGUGUCUGGAGCCCUCCCGACUCAUUCACCAGCGAUAUCGUAAUCCGGGCCACAAUUGUCGGCACCAAAGAUACCUUUUGGACGGAUCAGGACACACGAGUCGUCCGCUUCUCUAAUGGACGGGUGGCUACCGAUUGA
Messenger RNA from Oppiella nova, 1248 nucleotides. Lineage: Eukaryota; Metazoa; Arthropoda; Arachnida; Sarcoptiformes; Oppiidae. The record is from the annotation of a GenBank genome assembly.